Messenger RNA from Lagenorhynchus albirostris (white-beaked dolphin), 5676 nucleotides. RefSeq names its product DDB1 and CUL4 associated factor 1 (gene DCAF1). Gene Ontology annotation, molecular function: histone H2AT120 kinase activity; nuclear estrogen receptor binding. Lineage: Eukaryota; Metazoa; Chordata; Mammalia; Artiodactyla; Delphinidae. The record is from RefSeq and is a predicted model, not a curated record. The transcript is spliced from 25 exons. Gene Ontology annotation, cellular component: Cul4-RING E3 ubiquitin ligase complex; nucleus. The coding region runs from base 148 to 4710 and encodes 1520 amino acids. Gene Ontology annotation, biological process: protein ubiquitination.
ACGCAUAAUAUGUGGGCCGCUCCGGAGUCGCGGUCGCGUUGUGUGUGAGUGAGGGGGAGAGAGUGCGGGACCUGAAGCGGCGUGUGUGAGCUGUGGCGGCUGGCGGGGUCAGCGGGGAGCGGCGGAGCCGCCCGGGAAGGCCAAGUCAUGACUACAGUAGCGGUACACGUGGACUCCAAAGCUGAGCUCACUACCCUGCUGGAGCAGUGGGAAAAGGAACAUGGCAGUGGGCAGGACAUGGUACCUAUCCUUACCAGGAUGUCUGAAUUGAUUGAAAAAGAAACUGAAGAAUAUCGUAAGGGGGAUCCAGACCCAUUUGAUGAUCGACAUCCUGGUCGAGCUGAUCCAGAGUGUAUGCUGGGCCACUUGCUGAGAAUACUCUUCAAGAAUGAUGAUUUCAUGAAUGCACUGGUGAAUGCAUAUGUGAUGACAAGCCGAGAGCCCCCUUUAAACACUGCUGCUUGCAGACUCCUACUGGACAUCAUGCCAGGGCUAGAAACUGCUGUCGUCUUUCAAGAAAAGGAAGGAAUUGUUGAGAAUCUUUUCAAAUGGGCCCGAGAGGCUGAUCAGCCACUGAGGACAUAUUCUACUGGUCUGUUAGGAGGUGCUAUGGAAAAUCAAGACAUUGCUGCCAACUACAGGGAUGAAAAUUCACAGCUGGUGGCAAUAGUACUUCGAAGACUGAGGGAACUACAGCUUCAGGAAGUAGCUUUGAGGCAAGAAAGCAAGCGUCCUAGCCCACGAAAGCUCUCCUCUGAACCCCUUUUGCCUCUGGAUGAAGAAGCUGUGGAUAUGGACUAUGGCGACAUGGCUGUAGAUGUAGUGGAUGGCGAACAAGAGGAAGCUUCUGGAGACAUGGAGAUCUCCUUUCAUCUUGAUUCAGCCCACAAGACCAGUAGCAGAGUGAACUCAGCAACUAAACCUGAGGAAGGAGGAUUGAGGAAAAACAAGUCAGCAAAACAGGGUGACAGAGAGAGCUUUAGGAAAGCCAAGCAAAAGUUGGGUUUCUCAUCAUCUGAUCCAGAUCGCAUGUUUGUUGAGCUGUCUAACAGCAGCUGGUCAGAAAUGUCCCCCUGGGUGAUUGGCACCAAUUAUACCCUUUAUCCUAUGACUCCUGCUAUCGAGCAGCGACUCAUUCUCCAGUAUCUGACCCCUUUAGGAGAAUAUCAGGAGUUACUUCCCAUAUUCAUGCAACUUGGAUCACGGGAUUUGAUGAUGUUCUAUGUUGACUUGAAACAGACUAACGAUGUCCUACUUACAUUUGAGGCACUCAAGCACCUAGCAUCUCUCCUGCUCCAUAACAAGUUUGCCACAGAAUUUGUUGCACAUGGUGGAGUACAGAAAUUACUGGAAAUUCCUCGUCCUUCUAUGGCUGCAACUGGUGUAUCCAUGUGCUUGUAUUACCUGUCCUACAACCAGGAUGCCAUGGAAAGAGUUUGCAUGCAUCCCCACAAUGUUCUGUCUGAUGUGGUGAACUACACACUGUGGUUAAUGGAAUGUUCUCAUGCUUCAGGAUGCUGCCACGCUACCAUGUUUUUCUCAAUCUGCUUCUCCUUCCGGGCUGUAUUGGAACUCUUUGACCGCUAUGAUGGUCUUCGUCGUCUGGUGAACUUGAUCAGUACUUUGGAGAUUCUAAAUUUGGAAGAUCAGGGUGCACUUCUGAGUGAUGAUGAAAUAUUUGCUAGCCGCCAAACUGGGAAACAUACGUGCAUGGCCUUGCGCAAGUACUUUGAGGCUCACCUGGCCAUUAAAUUGGAACAAGUGAAGCAGUCACUUCAGAGGACUGAGGGUGGCAUUCUUGUUCAUCCUCAACCCCCUUACAAGGCAUGUUCAUAUACUCAUGAACAGAUUGUGGAAAUGAUGGAGUUUUUGAUAGAAUAUGGCCCAGCGCAGCUAUAUUGGGAGCCAGCUGAAGUCUUCCUCAAACUUUCUUGUGUCCAACUCUUGUUGCAGCUUAUUUCUAUUGCUUGUAAUUGGAAGACCUAUUAUGCAAGGAAUGACACUGUGCGCUUUGCUUUGGAUGUCUUGGCUAUUCUCACUGUUGUGCCAAAAAUUCAGCUCCAGUUGGCAGAAUCAGUGGAUGUGCUGGAUGAGGCUGGCUCCACCGUCUCCACUGUAGGUAUCAGCAUUAUUUUGGGAGUGGCUGAGGGUGAGUUCUUUAUUCAUGAUGCUGAAAUUCAGAAGUCAGCACUUCAGAUUAUCAUCAAUUGUGUGUGUGGCCCGGAUAACAGAAUUUCUAGUAUUGGCAAAUUUAUCUCUGGAACUCCUCGGAGAAAGCUGCCUCAGACUCCCAAAAGCAGUGAGCACACUCUGGCCAAGAUGUGGAAUGUGGUCCAGUCCAACAAUGGCAUCAAGGUGCUUCUGUCCUUACUCUCCAUCAAGAUGCCCAUCACAGAUGCAGACCAGAUCCGGGCCCUGGCCUGCAAGGCCCUGGUGGGCCUGUCUCGCAGUAGCACUGUCCGGCAGAUCAUCAGCAAACUGCCCCUUUUCAGCAGCUGUCAAAUCCAGCAACUGAUGAAAGAGCCUGUGCUGCAGGACAAACGCAGUGACCAUGUCAAGUUCUGCAAAUAUGCUGCUGAGCUCAUUGAACGGGUGUCAGGAAAGCCACUUCUCAUUGGCACUGAUGUGUCACUGGCACGACUGCAGAAAGCAGAUGUUGUUGCCCAGUCAAGGAUCUCCUUUCCUGAGAAAGAGCUGCUUCUGCUGAUACGAAACCAUCUCAUUUCUAAAGGGCUUGGGGAGACAGCAACUGUGCUGACUAAAGAGGCUGACCUGCCCAUGACUGCUGCCUCCCAUUCUUCUGCCUUCACCCCAGUCACUGCUGCUGCUUCUCCUGUUUCUCUUCCCCGUACCCCUCGCAUUGCCAAUGGCAUUGCAACUCGACUGGGCAGCCAUGCUGCUGUGGGUGCCUCUGCCCCUUCUGCCCCCACUGCUCAUCCUCAGCCACGGGCCUCCCAGGGUUCACUAGCUCUGCCUGGCCCGUCUUAUGCAGGCAACUCUCCUUUGAUUGGUAGGAUCAGUUUUAUCAGAGAGAGGCCAUCACCCUGCAAUGGCAGGAAAAUCAGAGUGUUGCGGCAGAAGUCGGACCAUGGCGCCUACAGCCAAAGCCCAGCCAUAAAAAAGCAGUUGGACAGACAUCUUCCUUCCCCACCUACGCUGGACAGUAUCAUCACAGAAUAUCUUAGAGAGCAGCAUGCUCGCUGCAAGAACCCAGUUGCCACCUGCCCACCUUUCUCUCUCUUUACUCCUCACCAAUGUCCUGAGCCAAAACAGAGGCGGCAAGCGCCAAUAAACUUUACCUCAAGGCUAAACCGCAGGGCAUCAUUUCCAAAGUAUGGAGGGGUGGAUGGCGGAUGCUUUGAUAGGCACCUUAUCUUUAGCAGGUUCCGUCCUAUUUCAGUGUUCCGGGAAGCCAAUGAGGAUGAGAGUGGCUUCACCUGUUGUGCAUUCUCAGCACGAGAGCGGUUCCUGAUGCUUGGCACCUGCACUGGGCAAUUGAAGCUCUAUAAUGUGUUUAGUGGACAGGAGGAGGCCAGCUAUAACUGUCACAACUCAGCUAUCACACACCUUGAACCUUCCAGGGACGGGUCCUUGCUGCUGACAUCUGCUACUUGGAGCCAGCCUCUGUCUGCACUUUGGGGAAUGAAAUCAGUAUUUGAUAUGAAGCAUUCCUUCACAGAAGAUCACUAUGUUGAGUUCAGUAAGCACUCUCAGGAUCGAGUCAUAGGCACAAAAGGAGACAUUGCCCAUAUUUAUGAUAUUCAGACUGGCAACAAGCUGUUGACUCUGUUUAACCCAGAUCUUGCCAACAACUACAAGAGGAACUGUGCCACCUUUAAUCCUACAGAUGAUCUUGUCUUAAAUGAUGGCGUCCUCUGGGAUGUCCGCUCUGCACAGGCCAUCCACAAGUUUGACAAGUUCAACAUGAACAUCAGUGGCGUUUUCCAUCCGAAUGGGCUGGAGGUCAUCAUUAAUACUGAGAUUUGGGACCUUCGUACUUUCCAUCUUUUACACACAGUUCCUGCUCUAGAUCAGUGUCGAGUGGUGUUCAACCACACGGGGACAGUGAUGUAUGGAGCUAUGUUGCAGGCAGAUGAUGAAGAUGACUUACUGGAAGAGAGGAUGAAAAGCCCUUUUGGAUCAUCCUUCCGAACAUUUAAUGCAACUGAUUACAAACCUAUAGCGACCAUUGAUGUGAAACGGAACAUUUUUGACCUAUGUACAGACACCAAAGACUGCUAUCUUGCUGUCAUCGAGAACCAAGGCAGCAUGGAUUCUCUGAACAUGGACACGGUGUGCAGGCUGUAUGAAGUAGGCAGGCAGCGUCUGGCAGAGGAUGAGGAUGAAGAGGAGGACCAGGAAGAGGAAGAACAGGAGGAAGAAGAUGACGAUGAAGAUGAUGAUGACACUGAUGAUUUAGAUGAGCUUGACACUGACCAGUUGCUGGAGGCGGAGUUGGAGGAGGAUGACAACAAUGAGAACGCAGGGGAGGAUGGCGACAAUGACUUUUCUCCCUCUGAUGAGGAGCUAGCAAACCUGCUAGAGGAGGGAGAGGACGGAGAAGAUGAAGACUCUGAUGCAGAUGAGGAAGUGGAACUGAUCCUGGGGGACAUUUUCUUCCUAAAGGAGAUUGUAGUGAAUGGAAGGUUUGGGAACAUGCAGUUCUUCAUCAGCUUUCCCCGAGUGGAGUCUCUCAGCCGACAGCUCUGACAACUCUGAUUUGGAAGAUGACAUCAUCUUAUCUCUAAAUGAGUGAGGAGCCAUCACCACGUGGAAGAGAUUCUUGGCAGGCGAGAAACUGAGUCAAAUGAAUUCAAAACAUCUUCCCUUCCCUUUCUCCCAGGGCUCUUUUAAGGAACUGCAUGCCCUGCAUUCAGAGGAUUAUGAUUUAGAGUCUCACUGGAAUCUGAGUCCUUCUAAAAACAAUAACCACACAAAAAAAAGACAACAGGGGUUAGGCCCUAUUCUGCUUCCCCCUUCUCCUAGGAUGGACAUAUCUUUCCUCAAGGGGGAAAAAAAAAACCCAACACGUCUCUGGGGUUAUUUCACAAUAUAUUUUCUUUGUAUAAUGUUCUUUACUUAAAGAACAAGAAAUAGUUUUUUAUAAAACUUAAAAAGAAAAAAAAAAGGCAUUUAUAACUGAGGGUAUGAACUUAUAUCCACCAGGUCUCUUGUCCCUGCAGUUCAUUUUCUAUGGAAGAAAAUGAUGUCUAAAUAACAAUAGAGGCAUUUUUACAUACGUAUUUAAAUGAAAAGGAAAACCGUGGUUUCUUAAAUUGAUAAGGAUUAAGAAUAUUUUAUUAUAAAUAUAAUAUAUGAUUUUUUUAACCUGUUUUGUUGCCUCAUAUGCUGUCAGGUUAAUUUGUUUUCCUUUGUGCCAGAGGUGGGGAGGAGGUGCUGCUUGUUUGCUGAGUAAAUGCCUAGGCUUACCCACCUUCAUGGUUUGGUGGGGGGUGGGGCAGCAAGGUCAUUGUGGAUAUUGGUUUUGUGGAGUUGAGGGAACUUAGGAUAUAAGUUCACUCCCUCUAUUUUUCUUUGUGAUUCAGUUUUUCAAAAAUCUUUUUUUCUUCCCUUUCUCCCCAAUGUGGAAAGUACAAAUCAAAGGCCUUUUAAUGUAAAGUGUAUUUAUUUAAAAAAAAAUACAAAAUAAACUACAAGUCUGUCUUUCUUUGUUUA